AUGGCCGAUACUCAUUUGGCCCCGUCGGCUGCGGGGAACACGUCUUCCCGCGACUCUGGCUCGUCAAGUCCACGCUUUACACCUGAAUCAAACUACUCAGACGAGGAAUACUCCAUGUCAAACCCGCAAGCAUCACCGGCUAGGGCUCUGCGGCUUCAAACUAAUUUUGACGAAGAAGUGGGCACGGGUCAAUCAGGGCCCACUGAAGAAGAUUGCGAUUUGUUUGAUUCCGCAGAUGAAUUUGACAGCAAAAGCGUGAAGACGCCUUCUCGGCCGCGAUUCACUGCCGAAGAAGAAAAGCAAGUAGUGAGGAAAUUUGAUCGCAAGCUAGUCCCAUUCCUGGCUCUGCUAUAUUUGCUGGCAUUUCUAGACCGUUCGAAUAUCGGAAAUGCCAAGAUUGCAGGGCUGCAAGACGAUCUGGGUCUUUCGUCUAGCCAGUAUGAAUGGCUACUGACUGCGUUCUAUAUCACAUACAUUCUCUUUGAAUGGAUGACUCUGAUGUACCGUGUCGUGCCUCCGCACAUCUACAUCUCCUUGUGUGUGUUUAGCUGGGGGCUGGUGGCUUCGUUCCAGUCUCUCGCAACUUCUUUUGUGGGACUCGUGACUUUGCGCGCACUGCUCGGCAUCACUGAAGCAGCGUUUGGCCCAGGUGUUCCAUUUUACCUGUCACUUUUCUACCGGCGUGACGAACUAGCGUUUAGGAAUGGGCUCUUCAUCUCCGCGGCUCCGUUGGCAAGCUCCUUUGCGAGCAGUCUCGCUUGGCUGAUCGUCAAGAGUAGCAAGAAUGGUCCCAUCUCUCCAUGGCGUGCUCUAUUCCUCGUUGAAGGAUUUCCCAGUGUCAUUGUUGCUGUAUUCGCCUGGAUCGUCAUUCCAGAUUCACCAGGCCGUGCUCGGUUCCUUACUCGCCGCCAAAGAGUGGUGGCUCGCCUUCGAAUGGAAGACGGCCGUUCUGAAUUUAAACAGGCCUCCGUGCAACGCUUUCAGUGGAGGGAGGUCGUCAAGACCCUUGCUGAUCCCAAAGCCUACAUGGCAGCUGCUAUGUUUUUUAGCUGUAACGUUGCCUUUAGCUCGAUGCCAGUGUUUAUGCCGACCAUUAUAAAAGAUAUGGGAUUCUCGGCUCUGAGCGCGCAGGCUCUCUCGGCGCCGCCCUAUCUAGUUGCGUUUUUGGUUGUUCUCAUCACAGCAUGGGCCUCGGACCGUUCCCGCACCCGAAGCACCUAUCUCAUAGCUCAUGCUCUGAUUUCUGCUUUCGCAUACCUUGCUAUUGCCGCAACGGGUUACUUCCACGCCCAUAUUUCUCCGUCGGUACACACAUUUAUACGAUACGUCUGUGUGUACCCCGCGACUGCCGGCUUCUUCUCAGCCAUCACUUUGAUCAUCACCUGGGCGAUGGACAAUCGGAUCGAAAAGGAGGGCAAGGGCGCCAGCAUUGCCAUCCUGAACAUCAUCGGUCAGUGUGGGCCUCUUCUGGGCACCCGGCUGUAUCCUGAAACUGAUGGUCCUUGGUAUAUUCGCGGCAUGGCUACCUGCUCUUUUUUCAUGGUGCUCGUCGCCUUUCUUGCUAUUUGCCUGCGGGUCAUCUUACAGCGGGCCAAUCGUAGGGCAACAAAUGUCAUGUAUCAAGCAGUGAACCGCACUGGUCGGCCUCAACAUGGUGACGAGCAAGACGGGCUUAUGGGUGACGACGAUUGGAGAGAGAACCUUGAGCAUCGGAGCAGUGACCGUGGACUCGUAUAUAUCACCUGA
Molecule: messenger RNA, 1746 nt
Organism: Penicillium oxalicum
Lineage: Eukaryota; Fungi; Ascomycota; Eurotiomycetes; Eurotiales; Aspergillaceae
Exons: 4
Coding region: 1-1746 (581 amino acids)
Biological process (GO): transmembrane transport
Cellular component (GO): membrane
Molecular function (GO): transmembrane transporter activity
Source: RefSeq, a predicted model, not a curated record